This is a messenger RNA of Owenia fusiformis, 955 nucleotides long. The record is from the annotation of a GenBank genome assembly. Lineage: Eukaryota; Metazoa; Annelida; Polychaeta; Sabellida; Oweniidae.
CUGAGUUGACUGUUAUGUGCAUGUUCACUGUAAUGCGCCUUUAAACGAUGCGCAUAUUUACACAGGUAAAGCGAUUCUACCAUUUGCCAGCAGGUGUAUUGCGUAUGGUCUAUCCAGCGUAUAUUAUUUUUAACAUUAAGUCUUACCAUCAUGUAGCUACCUCAUUCAUUAGUUCUAGAGAUGAAAAUACCGAAGCUUCGUAAUGGUUUACAUUGGACCUCAGAUUGGAAUGGCAGUUAAUGGGAUUGGAUUUCUAUUUUUCAUGACUUGUAUAGAGAUCGAUGUUUAUUGCCGUGGCGGUCGUGGCGGGUCAAAAGGCGGGGGAGGUAGAGCUCGGAUAUAUUCGGGGACCCCGAGUAGAAUUUACUCCGCCGGUGGGGGCAGAUCACGUGGUUUUAACCUUGAACAGUCAAGAUACAAUAUAAGGUUGCGCAGUGGAAGAAGUUCGAACAACGGAUAUAGAAUUAGUUCAUAUAGAUUCACCAGAGCGCAAUCCAUGGCAAACGAAAGAAUCUCACAGAUGUAUAAUGCCCAACAACGGAGGAAUUUCCCAGGAUCCUCCAGUGCAAGUUACAGACACGGUCGAUAUACUUUAUACUACAGCCGUUUGUAUUCGAACUACCGUUCUGUAGAUUACCAGAACAAAGGAUAUGGGAGCAGUAAUGCUGAAAUGUGCUUUAAUAAGGACCUUGGGGGAAAUCGCACAAAUGUAGGUGCUUUCACAUGCCCCUUGCCGUUUGAGCCAUCCUAUUUUGUGUACUGUUGCGGUCAACAGAAUUCCCAGUAUUGUUGUGGCUUUUGGGACUUGUCUUCCCACGUAAUUGGCGUUAUUUCUGGAGUUAUCAUCCUCGCUGUGUGUAUCAUUGUCAUCUCUUGUGUGGCAAGGACCAGAUGUCGUAAGACAAAAAUUGAUGAUACACGAAAACAAAAUACGGGAUAGUUAUCGUGACGAGAA